Molecule: messenger RNA, 1662 nt
Organism: Betta splendens (Siamese fighting fish)
Lineage: Eukaryota; Metazoa; Chordata; Actinopteri; Anabantiformes; Osphronemidae
Gene: ubxn2a
Product: UBX domain protein 2A
Exons: 7
Coding region: 152-901 (249 amino acids)
Biological process (GO): Golgi organization; nuclear membrane reassembly; autophagosome assembly
Cellular component (GO): nucleus; cytosol
Molecular function (GO): ubiquitin binding
Source: RefSeq, a predicted model, not a curated record
UUCUGUGUCACUACGACAGGAGGAGUCGACUUUCGGUAGUGUGACGUCACGCCUUGCUCAGCAGAAGAGCCCCUGCCAGAAACUCAUGGCUACAGAUGUGCAGCCUGGGAUUUAGCGACAAAGCGCGGACUGAUGGAAAACACAGGACGUCAUGAAAGAGACUGACACAGUGGAAGAGGAGAAAGAUGAAAAUUGGGUUGUCAAUGAGGAAAAUGAGGAGGAGGCUCCAAUGAGGCGUAGUUUCUCGGUUGAAGACCUCCUUGAUGAGGUGGAGAAAAUCUGUUACGAUGCCUCAGGGACAUCAAAGGUGGAGAUGGUGGUUAGGCUCUGGAAGGAUGGCUUCACUGUCAACGACGAGGAGUUUCGCAGCUACUCUGUACCAGAGAACCAAGACUUCCUAGAUGCAAUCAAGAGAGGGGAGCUUCCGGCAGAGUGGGAGAGCAGAGCAGAGGAGGAGGAACUGGAGAUCAGCGUGGAGGAUCUGACAGAGGAAAAUUACGUUCCUAAGAAGAAGAUAUUUCACCCGUUUAGUGGCCGAGGAUACCGGCUUGGCAGUGUUGCUCCCAGAGUAGUGGCCAGGUCACCAUCUGUGCACGAGGAUGGAGAAUCUCCUCCUAUUCCCAUGGUAACACUAGACCACGCCCUUCCCGUUACCUCCCUGCAGAUCUGGUUGGCCGAUGGCAGGAGACUGGUGCAGAGGUUUAACCUAUCGCAUCGCAUCACUGAUGUCCAUGACUUUGUGGCGCGCUGCCAGAGGAGCUGCCCACCUUUCAUCCUGACUACAUCGCUUCCCUUCCGGGAGCUCAGCGACAAAGAGUUGAGCGUGGAAGAGGCUGACCUGGCCAACGCCGUCAUCGUCCAGAGACCCCUGAACACACAGGCGCCGUUCGGACACUCCUAAGCCCCAGAACCCGCACAGCAAGCCGUUUUUUCCCCCCGCACGGACACAUCUUCCAUUUCUCCCCGAUAACAAUCGCAAAGCCUCUUAUGACUUAGAAUACUUAUUUAUUCAGCGCAGGCUGCUGCUUUGGGUAUUUGUUAUCUCCCUCCGCAGCCUCUGUGUGGGAUUGUAGUAAUAAUGGAGAUAUUGUCUGUCGGUUUCAAAGGUGCUGUUGAGGUGCUGUUGUCGACGCUUGUACUUAUUUCUCCUUACUCCGGAGGAGAGUGUUUACCUGCCAACACAUCUCCCUGAGCCCCAAAGAAACAGAAAAGGUGUCGAGGUAAAUGAAUUGUGGAGCCCAUGCAGAUGGUCAACCAUGUGUGCCCAUCUGUUGCCCCCCCCCCCCCCCCCCCCCCCCCCAUCCUCCUCUCCAACACACACACGCACACACACACACACACACACACAGGACGGCCACGACUUCAACCAACUCUCUAAAGUCUUCCCAAACUGUGAACACUACUUCUCUGCACUAUUUAUAGUAAGAACUAGGGGUUUAACAAACAUAACUAAUGCUUCUUAAACCCAACUAUUAAUUUUAUUAUUGUUUGUAAUGAUAACUAAUGAUGAGCUUGACUGUUUUAGUGUUCUUUGUGAACAUUUGCCUUGUUUUAUGGUGGGAAUAUUGGAGAUUUUAAACAACAAAAGUGUGUGUUUUGUGGGGGUCGUUUGCUGGAGUCAGACAUAACACAUAUCAAGGCACAAUAAAAAAAACUCCUCAA